AUGGUUGUCUCAUUUCUCCGCUGGUACAAUGGCCGCCUCGCCGCGCGCCCGCUCCUCACGCAGAGCAUAACCACCGCCGUGCUCUUCGCUACCGGUGACAUUACCGCCCAGCAGCUCGUCGACCAGCGCGGUCUCGACAAGCACGACUUUUCCCGUACCGGUCGCAUGGCCCUCUACGGCGGUGUCGUCUUUGGGCCCGCCGCCACAACCUGGUUCAACUUUCUCUCCCGCCGCAUCACCUUGCCCAACAAGCGCGCCGAGAUCCUUGCGCGCGUCGCCGUCGACCAGUCCGUCUUUGCGCCGACCAUGAUUGGCCUCUUCCUCAGCAGCAUGGCCACCAUGGAGGGCGCCUCGGCCCAGGAGCGCCUCGAAAAGACGUGGUGGCCCGCUCUCCAGACCAACUGGAUGGUCUGGCCCUUUGUCCAGACCAUCAACUUUGCCUUUCUCCCCCUCCAGUACCGCGUCCUCUUUGCCAAUGUCGUUUCCAUUGGCUGGAACAGCUAUCUCAGCUGGGUCAACAGCAAAUAA
Molecule: messenger RNA, 528 nt
Organism: Cordyceps militaris CM01
Lineage: Eukaryota; Fungi; Ascomycota; Sordariomycetes; Hypocreales; Cordycipitaceae
Product: integral membrane protein, Mpv17/PMP22 family, putative
Exons: 3
Coding region: 1-528 (175 amino acids)
Cellular component (GO): membrane; cytoplasm; mitochondrion
Source: RefSeq, a predicted model, not a curated record